CCGCUCAGAAAACCGAGGCCGCCAGAAGGCGAUAAAAUCCGCUCGGUCCCUUUUUGAUUUGCGGCUCCAAAGCGGAAGUACUCCAGUAGUCCGCGAGGCCAAGAGCAACGGCACCGUAACGGCAAGAUGGCUCACAGGCUGCUGUUAAGCAGAAUUUGGACACUCUCUGCAAAAGACUUCCGCCGCGUCCCAGCAUCCACUGCCACCUUCGCCUCCUCUUCAUUUCCCACCUCCUCCCUACAGUCCACCACAACUCGGGUCUCCUUCCUGUCCCCCUCACGCACCCUGCCUCACUCACUGCCUCACACCUCCCGCCGUGAAGUCUCUUUCAAUGUUCAGGACCACGAGGACUUUACGGGGGUCAUCAAUAGUGACUUGCCUGUGUUAGUCGACUUCCAUGCACAGUGGUGUGGUCCCUGUAAAAUCCUCGGGCCAAGGUUGGAGAAGGCUGUUAGGAAACAGAAAGGCCGUGUUGCCAUGGCGAAAGUUGACAUAGAUGAUCACACAGACCUGGCUCUUGAAUAUGGGGUUUCAGCCGUUCCAACGGUAAUUGGCAUGCGAGGAGGUGAUGUCGUCGGCCAUUUUGUGGGAAUCAAAGAUGACGAUGAACUGGACUCAUUUGUCAGCAAAGUCAUCGGAAAGUAAACCAACAGUCCCGUCCCCUGCCGUUUACCACCACUGUGGUGCUGUUUUAUAUCCUGUUCUGUCACGAUUGGCAUUCAGCCGUUCACUACCGCUGUUAUGAGUCUGUUGAGCAACAGCGGACUGAUGAAUAAACAAAACUUUGCCACUGUCUGAUCUGGCAAACACUCAAAUACUCACACCCAUCCCUAGACAUACGGCUUCUGCUGUGCAUUACUGCUUCACUCUGUCUGUUCUUCUGUUUCUUCUGUCCAGUGAUGGGUGUGAGCCUUCAUUAACUGUAUGGAUUAUGCCAUGCUCCUUUUUUCAGCAGUUUUGUUUUUGUUUUUUUAUUCAGUAAUAUUACAAGUCCUUUUCAUACUACUAGAGCUGCAGAGGUGACAUGCAUCAAUGUGCUGUAAAAGUCUAUAGAAUGGAAAAUAUUCUGUUCUGGAAUUAUAAUGUAUCAUAAGGGAUGAACAUGUCUAGUUUUAGUGGUGCAGAGGGGGGUGAUUUAACUUAACCUGACGAUGCUGAAUGAAGUUUGACAGUGUUACUUGUAGUUCCUGCUUUUGUCCACAAGAAGGUGGCAUUUCUCUUCGAUCACAAAGCCACAUGGUCAUUUUUACACCAUUAUGCCUAAUGAUGUGAGAAAGGAUUAAGUGCGUCUGUGUGUGUGAUUCUGUGUAUGCUUGUUUUGGUGUGUGUGGCAUGUCUCUGGUCAUGAUUGUGAAUCUUAGUCAGAUGGAAAUUGCAAAAAGGAGUUUGGUUUAGUUUUUGACUGAAAUGAACUCUAUGUAUGUGAAAUGACCAAGUGAAGUAAUAAAAGAGUGAAAAUGGCCUGAA
This is a messenger RNA of Sphaeramia orbicularis (orbiculate cardinalfish), 1467 nucleotides long. RefSeq names its product thioredoxin 2 (gene txn2). Gene Ontology annotation, cellular component: mitochondrion. Gene Ontology annotation, molecular function: protein-disulfide reductase activity. The record is from RefSeq and is a predicted model, not a curated record. Gene Ontology annotation, biological process: cell redox homeostasis. Lineage: Eukaryota; Metazoa; Chordata; Actinopteri; Kurtiformes; Apogonidae.